AUGGCUUUAUUCUUUAUUUUGGAAUUAAAGGAACUUCUCGAAAUGUUGGCCAAUUACAGAGGUGAUACUCCUCUACAUUUAGCUGUCAGUGGUGGAAAUCUCGACAUAGUGAAAUUGUUAUUACAAAGAGCAGAUAUAGAUCCAAGUAAAGAAAAUGAGUACAGAGGUGAUACUCCUCUACAUUUAGCUGUCAGUGGUGGAAAUCUCGACAUAGUGAAAUUGUUAUUACAAAGAGCAGAUAUAGAUCCAAGUAAAGAAAAUGAGUACAGAGGUGAUACUCCUCUACAUUUAGCUGUCAGUGGUGGAAAUCUCGACAUAGUGAAAUUGUUAUUACAAAGAGCAGAUAUAGAUCCAAGUAAAGAAAAUGAGUACAGAGGUGAUACUCCUCUACAUUUAGCUGUCAGUGGUGGAAAUCUCGACAUAGUGAAAUUGUUAUUACAAAGAGCAGAUAUAGAUCCAAGUAAAGAAAAUAAGUAUGAAGACACUCCCUUACACGCAGCUGCUGAAGGUGGAUUCAUCAACAUUGUUAAAUUGUUAUUAGAAAGAGCAGAUAUAGAUCCGAAUAACGAAACUAGGAAUGGGUAUACUCCCUUGCACAGAGCUGUCAAAGGUGGAUUCAUCAACAUAGUUAAAUUGUUAUUAGAAAGAGCAGAUAUAGAUCCAAAUAAAACUGACAAGUAUGGUGACACUCCCUUACACGCAGCUGCUGAAGGUGGAUUCAUCAACAUUGUUAAAUUGUUAUUAGAAAGAGCAGAUAUAGAUCCGAAUAAAGAAAAUAGGAAUGGUUAUACUCCCUUGCACAGAGCUGUCAAAGGUGGAUUCAUCAACAUAGUUAAAUUGUUAUUAGAAAGAGCAGAUAUAGAUCCAAAUAAAACUGACAAGUAUAUGGGUGAUACUCCUCUACAUUUAGCUGUCAGUGGUGGAAAUCUCGACAUAGUGAAAUUGUUUUUACAAAGAGCAGAUAUAGAUCCAAGUAAAGAAAAUAAGUAUGGUGACACUCCCUUACACGCAGCUGCUGAAGGUGGAUUCAUCAACAUUGUUAAAUUGUUAUUAGAAAGAGCAGAUAUAGAUCCGAAUAAAGAAAAUAGGUAUACAGGUGGUACUCCCCUACAUUUAGCUGUCAGUGGUAGAAAUCUCGACUUAGUGAAAUUGUUUUUACAAAGAGCAGAUAUAGAUCUGAGUAAAGAAAAUAAGGAUGGUGACACUCUUUUACACUCAGCUGUUGGCGGUGGUCACCUCACUAUACUUCAAUGGUUAUUAGAAAGAACAGAGAUCGAUCCAAAAAGCGUAAAUAAGGAUGGUGACACUCUUUUACACUCAGCUGUUAGAGGUAAACACCUCAACAUACUUCACUUGUUAUUAGAAAGAACAGAGAUCGAAACAAACAGCGUUAAUAAGGAUGGUGACACUCUUUUACACUCAGCUGUUAGAAGUGGACACCUCAACAUACUGCAAUGGUUAUUAGAAAGAACAAAGAUCGAUCCAAAUAGCGUAAAUAAGAUCAACGAUGACACACCCUUACACACGGCUGUUAGAAGUGGAAACCUAAAUAUGGUUCAAUUUUUAUUAGAAAGAAGAGAUAUUGAUCCAGAUAAAGUCGAUAAGAUCAACGGUGACACUCCUUUACACACAGCUUUUAAAGAUCAAAACCUGAAAAUGGUUCAAUUGUUAUUAGAAAGAAAAGAUAUAGAUCCUGUUAAAGUAAAUAAGCACAAUAAGACACCAAUCGAUGUUUUUGAGGCACGAGAUUGGAUUCUAGAAAUAGAUAACCAAAUAAAAAAAGCAAUGAAAGAACUAUUUCAGGUAAAUUUUCAUGGUUAUCACAUUUAUACAUAG
This is a messenger RNA of Mytilus trossulus (common blue mussel), 1836 nucleotides long. RefSeq names its product ankyrin-1-like. Gene Ontology annotation, molecular function: protein binding. The record is from RefSeq and is a predicted model, not a curated record. Lineage: Eukaryota; Metazoa; Mollusca; Bivalvia; Mytilida; Mytilidae. The coding region runs from base 1 to 1836 and encodes 611 amino acids. The transcript is spliced from 18 exons.